This is a messenger RNA of Zasmidium cellare ATCC 36951, 1110 nucleotides long. RefSeq lists its product as uncharacterized. Bases 1 to 1110 code for a protein of 369 amino acids. The transcript has a single exon. Lineage: Eukaryota; Fungi; Ascomycota; Dothideomycetes; Mycosphaerellales; Mycosphaerellaceae. The record is from RefSeq and is a predicted model, not a curated record.
AUGGGACACAUCAACACGACUGAGCCUACGCAAUGGUCCGACGAACGACGCAAUCCAGCAAUUGACUUUGGCCUCUUCGCAUUUCCAGCCUACGUGUUGCCUGUGCUGGUGGCCUCAAUAUUCGUAUGGAUUAAGCCUCAUUGUCGCUUCCUCCAACGUCUGAACAGGAAUCCUGCCCAGUUAGGACCAGGAGUACUGAAUGGGGUUCGAAAUGACCGGGCUGGAGACUUCCCACGACAAAUCCAAGGUCUUCUGGCACUCUUCCAUGUCUUUUGUACUGGCCCAGCGCUUACUCAGGAUAACAAGUCCUACAAGGAUGACUUAUUCGGAUAUGGCUCUGCUGAGGCGCUGUCACUGCUUAUUGGGGCAUUCUACCUGGAUCCUGCAAUGCUGACAUCCUACUUGGCGACAUCGACUGGAUGGAUCCUCCUCGCGAUCAACAAGAGAUUCUCCAGCGCGGCUAUGUUGCUGUCUCUGCCAUGUGCUUGGCAGAUCACUGGAUAUACGGGCAUCUAUCAUUGGCACUCUGGGAUCUUGCUGUUUCGUCUGGCGUCGGAUUACAUUGAGCUUGACCUAGUUGAUCAUGUCCGCGAGAAUGUCACCUACUACCUCAAAUCCUGGAAUCAAGCUUUCUACAUAACCUGUAUCAUCAUUGGCGCCACCAUCAACCUCGUCCGCAGUGCCGCGCGUCGCGAGAGUCUCCAAGAAGCCGUAGAUACCAUCCUAGCGGGUUUAUACGACGCCUGUCUUCAGGUCGUGCGAGCGAUCGUACACUUGGCUGCAUUUUUGGGACCUGUGGCUCUCAAUGCUGCAAUCACUGGCUUCUUGGCGACUUGUAUCGGAUGGCGCUGGAUAGUGGUGGGAAAGCCAGCGAACUCACCCUUCUCAUCACCACUGGCCAUGUGUUUGUGGGCUCUCUUCUACCUCGUGCUUUGGUGCCUCGUCCAAUUCUUGACAGAAAAGCGAGACCGGCAAAGGCGACAAGAUGUCGUGGACACGUUCCUGUAUGAGAUGGUCAUAUGCGCCGACGUUACGGGUUUGGCGGCUGCCUUGAUGGUCCUGUUGUGGUGGACAAUAGUUGUGCUUCUUCACACGAAAAUCCUCGUCUGA